Molecule: messenger RNA, 4685 nt
Organism: Pezoporus flaviventris
Lineage: Eukaryota; Metazoa; Chordata; Aves; Psittaciformes; Psittacidae
Gene: TCOF1
Product: treacle ribosome biogenesis factor 1
Exons: 16
Coding region: 29-3256 (1075 amino acids)
Molecular function (GO): protein binding
Source: RefSeq, a predicted model, not a curated record
GCAGCACGCGGGCCCCGCAGGCCGCGCCAUGGCGGCAGACAGGCGUGGGGCUCUGGAGCUGCUCGCCCUCAUCCACCAGCACCUGCUCCGCGGGGGGUUCGCCCGGGCGGCCCGAGAGCUGCAGGCGCAGACCGGGCAGAAGCUGCUCCCUUCCCUCUCGGCCUCUCUCGAGGACAUCUUUACCCACUGGGAAAAAACUCCCUCAAAUACCAGGAGAAGAAAGGUGAGUGAUGAUGAAGAAGCCAUCCCAGGAAAGAUCAGAGUUCCUGAUCCCGUGAGCAGCUCUGAGAGCUCAGACAAAGAAGAGGAUGAGAAAGAGAAGGCAAAAGCUGCAAAUGCAGUCGGCCUUCCCCUGGCCAGCAACUCGGCAGUGAAUGUAGAAAGCAGUGAAGAGGAUGACUCCUCAUCAGAAGAGGAGACACCAGCUGGAAAAGGUGCAGUUGCGGUGCCACCAGGUGUGGUGAGUGGCAAAGCUGCCACCAACUCCUUGCACUCUCCGAGCACGCCCACUGCCCCGGCAGGCAGAGCAGCCAUGCCCUCUGCUGCAAACAGAACUGUGGUCUCAAACAAGCAGCUGCCCAAUGCGCCAGCUGCAUCUCCAGCCAAAGCUGGGCAGAAACUGCUUGGUCCUGGGAAGCCUGGACAUGCCACAACAGCCACGACCACAGUAGGUCAAAGCAAAGCACUGGUAUCGACCAAAGCACCAGAAAGCUCCAGCAGUAGCUCGUCGUCAGAGAGCGAUGAGGAAGAAGAGACACCGGCUGCAAAGGGCCCAGCUCCCAGAGUGGAGGCAAAGCAGGCAGCUGGGGCUGCUGAGAGCAGCAGUGAGGAAUCAAGUGAUGAGACAUCCUCCGAGGAGGAGCUUGCAACUCCAGUGGUCCAGGCAAAAACAGCUGUGAAAACAGUGCCGGUUAAUACAGGGCCUGUGAAAAGUGUACCAGCUACUCUAGCAUCCCUCAAGAGGAAUGCAGUGAGGCAGACAGCAGUGGCACCAACCCAGGCCAAACCUGCACCUACAACGGUUCCUACAAUGGUUUCUGGGGCUGCAAAGCCCGAUGACACAUCAGAGAGCAGCGACUCAUCAGACAGUGAAGAUGAGGAACCUCCAUCAGUAACCCAGACAAAGCCACCUCCAAAAUCCUCCCAAGCCGUCCCGUCCCCAGGGAAACCUACACCAGCAGCAUCACUCUCCAGCAAAGCAGCUCCAGCAAAAACACUUCCCCUCUCCCAAGGGAAGCCAGCACCAAAGCCAACAGUGCCCAGGCAGGCCAAAACCACACCGGGAAGUACUGCUGCUCCCACAAAGCCUGCUGAAAGUGCAAAGCCAGUGGAGAGCUCUGACUCCUCAGACAGCGAAGAGGAGGAUCAUCCUGUGCCUGUCAGCCAGAAGAGGUUAACAGAACAGCUUGGGCCUGUUCCCAACCUGAACCAGGCUCCUAAAGCAGUGGGAAGCACCUUGAAAAGCCAGACCUCGGAAAGUGAGAGCAGUGACACUUCUGACAGUGAAGAGGAGUCCCCUGCAGCACAGACACAGCCUCUGCAAGCUGUGAAAACGAAUGCUGUGCCACAGCCAACAAGUGUAAAGAAGCCACCAGCUCCAGCAGUAGCACCAGCCUCUUCUCCUGUGGAGAUCAGCGAUGAUUCCAGCAGGGAGUCAGAUUCAGAGGAGGAAACGGUGCCCCCUUCUCAGAUUCUGCCCCAGCAGAACAUCAAAGCAACCAAGGUUUUGAGUGCAGUGGCUGCUAAGGCUAAUGCCACACUGCCAGGAGAGAAGAAGAUUGAGGCACCUUCUGCCCCUCCGGUUAUCAGAGUGUCCAAGAGCUCAUGUAGCGAUUCCUCAGAUGAAGAGAUGGUGGCAGAAAAGGUCCCCAUUGCUUCUAGCCUAAAGCAAACGGUUCCUGUGGGAAAAGCUCCCCCAGCCAGUGCUGCCACACCACAGGCUGCUCCGCUCCUGGGAAGCCCCACGGCCAAGUCGAGGAAGCCAGGCCUGAAGCCAGCACAGCACACCCAUCUGAACCAGGCUGUGCCACCCACCCAGGCAGAGGAGCCCAUGGACAGCAGUUCUUCGGACAGCAGUUCCUCAGACAGCAGCGAAGAGGAGUCACCCAAGCAACUGCCCAAGCCUGCAGGCUCGCUGCAGAAACCAGGAGGGACCCAGAUAGCCCACAGCUCCUCCUCGGAGUCCAGUGAGGAGGAGGAGGAGGAGGCAGCACCAUCACAGUCCCUCCUCACAGGCUAUUCGGGCCCCUCCAGGACCCCAGCAACACCCCAGACACCAAAGACCAUUCCCCUCCAGCCUGUGGGCAAAGCAGGGCAAGGAAAAGCAGCUGUGACUGCUGCCAACUCCCACACCAGGGCCCCUGUGAAAGCAGCCCCAGCCAGCAGCUCCAGCAGUGACAGCAGUGACUCUGACACAGAUGUGGACCAGGUGGCUACGAACCACAGAGCAGAGAACAGCCGUCCUCCUCCAGGGCAGGAAGCUACAGGAGCCUCCAAAACAGAGAAGGUGGCAAGAAAAAUGGAGCCAGAUCAUGCCAGCCUCAAGCCUUCCCCAGUCAAGAAAACCCUGGCUUUAAAAGAGAAUGAUGUUGAGGCAAAACGUGCACAAACGACCGCAGCAUCGUCUGCACCAUUCUCCGUCCCACAGUCAGAAUCAAGCUUGGGGACUGAAACCGGGAUCACUGGGGCCAAAGUUCCUUCAGUGGAAGGGCUGGAAGGGAAGAAGAAGAAGAAAAAGGAUAAAAAAGAAAAGAAGGAAAAGAAGAAGUCUUCCUCCACAGCAGACAAGGCUGUGAAAGCAGCGAAGAGCAAAGAGAAUAAGAAACAGAAAAUGUCUCACAAGCGGAAACAUCCAGAAGAGGAUGGGGCCGUGGGGCAGCCCAAGGAGAAGAAGCAGAAAGUGCAAGCUAAUGAAGAAGUACCCAAAAAGAAAAAGAAGAAAGUAGCUGGUGAGCUGGGGAAGCUGCCAGGCAGCAAGGAAAAGAAAAAAGGAGCUAAAAAAAAAAAGACUGGAAAAGGAAAUAAGAAGGGCAAAAAGGUGACUUCUGAAGGGGAUCCUGUAGCAGAUGGCUCUGCCGAGGUUCACAAGAAGAAGAAAGGUACAUGCAAGACCCUGACGUGUGGUACCACAGGGCGAGCUGUUCUGAACUGCACUUGUGAUGCUCAUCAUAAUAGCAUGCCAGGCUGCAGAGGAACAGAGCCUUGCUGCCUUGCUGGCAGGGCAGAGGAGGCUGCAGUUAAUUGUGGCUGUUCUUGAGUCACCGUGACCUUUAGCUGGCUGGGAUUGGGGUGGCUCAAAGAAGGGCUUGUUCCUCUAUUGCUCCCUCAGGAAAGAUCCCUUUCCCUGGAAGGGUCAAACCCAGGGGCCAUUCUGGUGGCAGAGUCUGCCCAAGGAAGCAGUGCUGCUCUUCAACUGUAUUCAUCUAGUUUUCGGCAGAAACUGGACCUCUGAGCUUGGCAGGCUGCUGCCUUCCAUCCCAAGGGCUAGGAAAGGGUGCAGAGGGAAACUAUAGGAUGUUCUCUGUAAUGGAUAUGUCCCUGUAGAGAUGGUAGCCAAGAAGCCUCCAUGGCUUGUGGCUUUGCUGUGUCCUUUAUGUUUGUGGUGUGAUGACACUGAUUUAUUUUAUGCCCUUUUCAGAAGAAGAAAACAGCUGAGCCUGAAGGAUUGCGAGAAGGUGCAUGGCCUGUGGGGACUGUCAGUACCCCUGAAUAGCAGUAGCCUUGGCCCAGGCUUGGGAAGACAGAGUGCCCUCUGAAUGGUCACUGAGUCAGCCUGGCCUUAGGUCAGAGGGUCGGAGAGCGCAGUGAUGUAAGGAAAGUCGCACAGCAGUGUGCUGGCUUCUCAGUAUGUGUUUGACCUCAAGUCUUUAGCUGCUGAGAACUGGAUUUCCAGCCUGGACCUUGCUGUCCUCUCUCAGCAGCAGAGAUAAGCAGCCUCUGGCACUGUCUGCCUGCCCCUGCUGAGCACAGGGAGCUUGGAAAAGUAGUGUGGAAUGGAUGGUGAUGUUGUAGGCACCUGGAAGUGGACCAGAUGACUCUGCCUUGCUCUGCUCAGCUGUAAGACUGUUCUCCUCCUCCCCAUCCCUAACUCUUAACUCCUUUCCCCAAAGGUACCGCAUCCCUGUGAUUAAGGAUUUAUGGGUGAAGAUCACACAGCAGAGAGGAAAAGGAAGGUCAUCAGGAGAAUUCCAGCCUUUUUCUUUUUCUUAGUAAUUUAUAACUUCUUUUAACUGUGACUGUUAGAGCAGAGCAGUGCAACUUUCUGCCUCCUCCUGCCCUGCUGGGGCCCAGAGACUUGUUUGUUGCCCCUCACUCACGAUGGCUCACCUGUUGCACAAGAACUGAACCCAAGGAGGCAGUUUGACCAGAGCAGAGCCAGCUUACAUAAACUGCUUUCCUCCUCGUUGACCUCCACCACCUCUUCCUCAUCACAGAGCUAUAUUUUUAAGAGAAACAUUUCCCUUUUUCUGUUCUUUUCCUCUCCCUUCCUGUGAUUUGUGCUGUCCUUUUGCUACUAUGGAAGAGAGCUCUUGGAUUUACUUUUUAUUCCAACACUGGUGGUUAUUGCGUCCCCGGAGUUGCACUGAGCAGCUGCAUCCAGCAGUUGCUCUUGCCCAAGACGGAGUUGUUUUAUGUGGGUGGUUGGGUUUUUUUUUAUGGAAUACAGAAAUAAAGAAAAGCAGGAG